Molecule: messenger RNA, 1791 nt
Organism: Bacidia gigantensis
Lineage: Eukaryota; Fungi; Ascomycota; Lecanoromycetes; Lecanorales; Ramalinaceae
Gene: PRP45
Product: mRNA splicing protein
Exons: 1
Coding region: 1-1791 (596 amino acids)
Biological process (GO): mRNA splicing, via spliceosome
Cellular component (GO): spliceosomal complex
Source: RefSeq, a predicted model, not a curated record
AUGUCACCUAGCAUGACCUCGCUUUCACAAGCAUUGCCAAAGCCAAUGUUUAAUGGUGAGCCUGAAGAAGCGCCUAGCCAUACCAAGGCCAAUGGACUUAGGGUAGUCGGAGCUGGAGUGCUGGAUGAGACACAGGUCGUUUUAAAGGUAGGCAUAACUUUCUUCAGCAACGACGAGACACUACAGCUAAAAUGCUUACAGCGCCAUGGGCCUCCGGCGUACGGUUUGCGCGCUGCAUGGCGGCCAAGGGGCCCAGAUGAUUACGGUGACGGAGGGGCUUUUCCCGAGGUUCCAUUCGCCCAGUAUCCCCUUGACAUGGGACGAAAAUCGUCCUCGUCGUCUUCGAACGCACUAGCGUUAGAAGUAGAUGCCGAAGGGAAGGUCAAAUAUGAUGCAAUUGCUCGACAAGGCCACGGCGGAAAUCGGAUCAUUCAUACGUCUUUCAAAGACUUGAUACCUUUGCGGCAAAGGGCAGAUGUGGGAGAGCUAUCUCUCGAACGCCCCUCAGAAGAAGAUGUGGCUCAACAAACAGAAAAGACCAAGGAGGCGCUUGCAAAAUUGGUGACUGGCGCUCUUGCAGCUCAAAAGCCAAAGCAAGUGAAUGGGUUGAAAAAGAAUGAGGCUACUUACGUUCGCUACACCCCUGCGAACCAAAUGGGCGACACCUCUCGCAAGAAUGAUCGCAUAAUGAAGAUCGUCGAGCGACAGCAAGACCCCAUGGAACCCCCUAAAUUCAAGCACAAAAAGAUACCUCGAGGCCCACCCUCUCCGCCUCCACCUGUCAUGCGUUCACCUCCCCGAAAACUUACUGCAGAAGAUCAAGAAGCGUGGAAGAUUCCGCCUCCUGUCUCUAAUUGGAAAAAUCCAAAAGGCUAUACCGUUCCCCUUGACAAGCGGCUCGCGGCGGACGGUCGUGGGUUGCAGGAUGUUACUAUAAACGACAAGUUUGCCCAAUUCGCAGAAUCGCUCUUUACGGCAGAUAGGCAUGCCAGAGAGGAAGUCAAGCAACGAGCAGCAAUGCAGCAAAAACUGGCUGAGAAGGAACGAACCCGAAAAGAAGACCAGUUGAGGGCACUCGCGCGGCGAGCUCGAGAAGAACAAGCUCAAGCUAGUGGGCGUGAGACAAGGGCAAGAUCUUACAGCAGAAGUUCAGCAUCUUCGAACAGAUCAGACAGCGAGGGUGAAGAGGCCGCAAGAGAACGUCAACGAAUGCGACAAGAACGGAAGAAGGAAAAUGAAAAGCAAUUCCGCCAGUCUCGGAUGGGUGCAGAGCGUCGAAUGCAGAUGCUCGCGAGGGAGCAGAAUAGAGAUAUAUCAGAGAAGGUAGCGUUGGGACUGGCAAAACCUACUCAAUCUAAAGAAACCAUGUAUGAUUCCCGGUUGUUCAAUCAAACUAGCGGGUUUGAUACAGGCUUCAAUGAAGAUCAGGCUUACGACAAACCAUUGUUUGCUGCUCAGGACGCUUUAAGUAGCAUCUAUCGGCCCACUACGACCGCUGAAGAUGAGGACGAGGUGGAGGCUGGCACUAAGGAAUAUGACAAGAUUUCUAAGAGCAAUAGAUUCGAGGUUUUGGGGAAAGCAAAAGAAGGGUUUAAAGGGGCUGCUGAAGCUGCACAACGAGAGGGCCCAGUACAGUUUGAGAAAGAUGUCGCUGCUGUUGGUGGUGACGAUCCUUUCAAAAUCGAUGAGAUGAUACGAGAAGUGACUGGUAAAUCUGGAGGAGCUCAGAAGCAUGGGCUUCAGGAAGACGAAAGGGGGUCGAAGAAGCCGAGAUUGAAUGAAGACAAGUAA